Drosophila novamexicana is the source of this 1794-nucleotide messenger RNA. It is a transcript of the gene DNApol-alpha50, whose product is annotated as DNA primase small subunit. Bases 482 to 1786 code for a protein of 434 amino acids. The record is from RefSeq and is a predicted model, not a curated record. Gene Ontology annotation, biological process: DNA replication, synthesis of primer. The transcript is spliced from 3 exons. Gene Ontology annotation, cellular component: alpha DNA polymerase:primase complex. Lineage: Eukaryota; Metazoa; Arthropoda; Insecta; Diptera; Drosophilidae.
ACAAAACAACAACAAAAAAAAAUCAUCAAAAAAAUAUGUAUAAAUAUAGCAAUAAGGUUUCGACAAAAAAGAAUUACAAGUAGUUUUCUUAUCGCCAUUAAAUGUUUUUUGUACACACAAUUAUUUAGAAUUUACUUUAUAGAAAACACGUACACUUCCGACCGUUUGAAUGUAUUCAUCGAUCAUGGUCUCUGAGAGUCGGAGGUACUAAGUAUGUAGAUUCUCAGACGCAGUUAAAAUUACUUCUCUUCUACGUCGCAUUUAUAUUUUCUGAUAAUCUUAAGUAGGGCUUACAUAUCUUGGAUACAUAAGUUAUGUUUGUAUGGUAUAGUAGAAUGUUACUUAAAAUCUGUACUAUUUUUUUUAGUUUCUCACACUACCAAAGAGUUUUAAUCUAAACUCUUUCAUACAUACGCGCACUUCCUAUCACAAGUAUCGCCUCUCUAUGCGAUUUUCAUAAAGUCAAAGAAAACAGGUCAAAAUGCCGGAGCAGAGCGCAGAUCAGGAAUCUCAGCCGCAGGCGCCGCAGGAAUCAAAAGCACCCGUCUAUGAUGCCAGCAUAUUGCCGGAUAUGCUGCCUGUCUACUACAGACGCCUCUUUCCACACGAGCCCUUCUAUCGUUGGCUAAACUAUGGACACUCGGAGGACAAUAUAUUUGUCAAUCGGGAGAUUUCAUUUACUUUGCAAGAUGAUAUCUACAUACGCUACUUGUGCUUUGAGACCCAAGCAGAGCUGGAGAAAGAGAUCUGUUCGCGUAAUCCCUAUAAAAUCGAUAUUGGACCCGUGAUGAACACCAGACCGAAGAACUUUCGCACUGUGGCUGGUGGAUUGGCGCCCGUGCAGCGUGAAUUGGUCUUUGAUAUCGAUGCUACGGACUACGAUGAUAUACGCAACUGUUGCUCCGGUGCGGAGAUUUGCCUCAAGUGCUGGAAAUUUAUGAUGUUAGCGGCACGCGUUCUUGAUGCUGCCCUACGCGAGGAUUUCGGCUUCGAGCACAUGCUCUGGAUAUUCUCCGGCCGUCGUGGCAUACAUUGCUGGGUGUGCGAUCACACGGCGCGUCAUCUGGACGCCCGAGCACGUGCAGCUGUCGCCGAGUACCUGAACAUACUCACCUACACGAAUAAUGCGGCACGCGUUCAGAUGGGCGAUCGUACGCAUCAUAGCUUGCGGCGUGCCUUAAAGAUUUUGGAGCCCAUGUUUGAGGAGAUUGUGCUGGAGGAUCAGAAUCUGUUUGGCACGCCCAAGGGCGUUAAUAGGCUGCUGCAAAUGGUGAGCGAUGAGGCGGCACGCAACGAUUUGGAGUCGUAUCUGCAGAAGCAGCACGAGGAUGGCGCCCACUCGAAGCUCGUCUGGGACAGCUUUGUGCGCUAUGCGAACUCGAUGCGCACCAGCGCAGCCAAUGUCUGGAGUCGCAAACUGAAGCAUAUUGUGCAGGAGGUGCAGCUGUGCCUGCUCUACCCCCGGCUGGAUAUCAAUGUAACCAAGGGCUUCAAUCACUUGCUGAAGGCGCCCUUCUGCAUACAUCCGGCUACGGGCAAGGUGUGCAUACCCUUCAGUGUCAGCGCCGUGGCCAAGUUUGAUCCGACAACGGUGCCCACCAUCUCACAGCUGCUGCAGGAGAUUAACGCAUACGAUGACAAGACGAAAAGCUAUAUGGAGGCGCCUGAGGACAAGAGUCGCAUCAAGGAUUACAAAAAGACCAGCAUGUUCAAGGGUGUAGUCGUAUUUGAGGAGUUUCUGCGUAAACUGGAGCGUAAUUUUAAGACCAAAUCGAUGGAUUUUUAAGGCAGCAU